Molecule: messenger RNA, 3022 nt
Organism: Pristis pectinata (smalltooth sawfish)
Lineage: Eukaryota; Metazoa; Chordata; Chondrichthyes; Rhinopristiformes; Pristidae
Gene: nucks1a
Product: nuclear casein kinase and cyclin-dependent kinase substrate 1a
Exons: 8
Coding region: 387-1328 (313 amino acids)
Biological process (GO): double-strand break repair via homologous recombination; interstrand cross-link repair
Cellular component (GO): cytoplasm
Molecular function (GO): single-stranded DNA binding; double-stranded DNA binding
Source: RefSeq, a predicted model, not a curated record
GGCGGGCGAGCAGGUUUGGUUGCCCUGGAAGUAUUUGGCUCUUUUAUCUCCCGUGCCCAUUCCCACUUCUGAGGGGAUUCAGUCCGAUUUACCCCAGUUUUGUUUUAAAAGAGGCACCAUCGGACCCGCGGCCCCCGGACGCGGAUUUUUACCCCCCUCCCGCUUCGCUUAGAUCGUUUCUACAGGCAGAUUAUCGCAGACAAACCGCGGAGUUGGUCGUUUUUCGGGUCCGUUUGCGUGCGCCGAAGCCUGAGGCCUACGUGUUUUCGGGGGAUUUUUUUUCUGACGGGGGGGGAGGGUAAAAACACACGCAGGAAAACGGGGGGGGGGGCUCGUCAGGCACUGGUGUCGUUCUCCGAAAGCCCCGCCGCCGCCGCUGAAGAGAGAUGUCGAGGCCUGUCAGGAAUAGGAAGGUCAUUGACUACUCACAGUUUGAAGACUCUGAUGAUGAAGCCUAUGGAAGAGAUUCACCCCCUCCGGCUAAGAGAGCACGAGCGUCUCCCAGGGAAGGAAAAAACAAACGAAAGUCUGCAAAAAAUGCACGAGAUGAAAGUGAGGAAUCAGACGACAAGCUUUAUGAGAAGGACCUGAAGGCUGCCAUUGCAUUGUCCAAGAAGGAGACAUCCCAUUCACCUGAUGAGGACAUGGGGAGUGAGGAAGAUUUGGACCACGGUGACAGUGAUUAUGAAGCAUCAAAGAAAAAAGGCAAAAAAGGAAAAAAGGUUAAAGGAGAUAAGAAAGAGAAGAGGACACUCAAAAAGCCCAGGAAAUCGGCUGAAGCAGGGGAUGAUGAGAGUGAAGAUGAAAAAGGCCACAAAGAUGGUCGUCAGAAAAGGCAAGCUGCGUCCAAAGCUGCAAGCAAACAGAGAGAAAUCCUGUUGGAUGAUGGAGGAAGUGAAGAGGAGCAUGAAGAAGAUGAAGAGGCCAUUCAGGAAAAAGGGGACUCUGGAAGUGAUGCAGACUUCUUUGUGGAGGAGGAUGAUGACAGUGACUAUGAGAGCUCUUUGAAGAAAAGCAAAAAGGGAAGGAAAACUAAAACAGUACCUGAGAAAAAGGAAAAGAAAACACCUAAACCCAGGCUUAGCGCUACAGUCACCCCUGCAACUCCCAGUCCGGUAAAAGGCAAAGGAAAGGGGCGGGUUGCUACCACAAAGGCAUCACCACCUUCUAAGGGGCAACCACCUGAAAGUCCUGCUAAAGAAUCAAAGAAAGAAAAGAGUCCUCCACCAGAAACAAAUGAGGAAGAAGAGCCAGAAGAUGAGGAAGAGGAGGAGGAGGAGGAAGAGGAGGAGGAGGAAGAGGAGGAAGUUAAUUCUGGGGAUGACUGAACAAUACAAGGGGAUAUUUUUUAUAUAAGUAGAGUUAGAAUAAACUUCACUGACAGCUUGGUUCACAAGGUUUAGACACAGGACUUGUGUGGGUGUGUGCGUGUGUGUUUUUUUUAAUGCUGUGUCCCAUUUUGUAUCCUGCGGUUAUUAACAAGAACAAAUCAUUCUAAAUUUGGCUUGCUACUUUAUAGGAGUUGCUUUGAUCUUUUCAAAAUUAGAAUCAGCAUAGUUAGCAGAAAUUCCUAAUAUUUUUGGCAAAUACUUUUAUUUUGUCGUAAUAAUUUCAAGUCAAGUAAUGAAAAGUCUUGCCAAGCUACAAAAGUAUUUUAGCACAGCAGGUGCCCCUACAUUAUGUUCAGGCAAACCUCUCGGCUUGUUUCAUCCAGGAAGUUAACCCGCCUUCCCAAUUACUGCAACUAAUUGUUGUGUACAAAAAAGGACAGAGUGGGUGUAAACUUGUGAUGUCUAAGUAUAAUUUGUAGAACAUAAAAUUCAUUCAUCUUAGCAACAAAAAAGGUAUAAUUUUCUUCAGUCUCUGUUGUAUUGCCUAUUGAAUGAAUCAUUCCUGUGGAUUCCUUUAUUUGAAAGGUUUAAUAGCAAAAGACAAGAUCAAAGGCUCCUGUAAAUAUAUAACAUUAGCUUAAAUAUCUCAACCUUGUAAAAUUUAAAUGCUGUAAAUACACAUAGCGAAAUGAGUGACAAGUUUUAGAUGUAGCUUCAUUAAAAGCAGGUGUAGAUUUUGCUUAUGACCAUAAUGAAAUGUGAUCUUAACAGAGCAAAUAAAAAUAUUUCUGGCAUCUUAAAGAUAAGCAUCUGUCAUAAACAACAAUGCUGACUGAUUGCCCUCUGUCUCUCAGUAUAUUUGAAGAAUUUUCUAAAGUUCGUCUCAAAAACAUUUUAGUCUUUUGUACCCAGUUCUGAUGAUUUGCAUAAAACGCAAACCUAUCCAUGUAACUUGAAAAUGUGAACCCCUGUUUCAUUCUUCCAGCAGUAUCAACUGGUGACUAAUAAAUAAUCCCUAAUAAAUAAAUAAAUAAAUAAAUAAAUAAAUAGUAGUCAACUACUAAAAUCCCAUCUGAGUUUUGUAAAUUUAAAAGAAAAACGGUUGUGUGUUCUAUUUCAAAAUACCCUUUUAAAGAAGUUUAGGUUCGGUCUAGACUUUUGUUUUUAAAAUUUACUGGGAUCUAAAAGGGCACAGUGUUCUGCAGUUCAAAUCUAACCAGUUCACAAAAAAGGAAAUACUCCAUUACAGCUGAUGAUUGUAUUUUAAAAUAUUAUGGCCAAGCUGUUCCAAGUAAAUGAGUGAUAAAGUGUGAUGUGAUAAUCCUGUAAACGUAUCACACAGUUUCAGUGCUAGGUUUAUCUUAAGAUGUUUAAUCUUGAAAAAGGAAACCAGGGGAAAAAAAACAGCUAUGCACCACCAAAAAUCACUGAGUCAUCAGGUCUGAUCUUGUGAACUGAAUUGUUUUUUUUUUGCAGAUUGAAACGUUUAAAAAUGAAUGUGAUCGAAUCCUGAAAAACUGCGCGUUUGUUGUCUUUAUCAGCAUUUUGUCAAAGCAGCCAUAUCUUUGUAAGUUACAGAAAAAAAGAACUUGUACAGCCAAUUCUUAAUGUUGACAUCCAAUUCAAGUGGGCUUUCAAUUUCUUUUGUUUUUAUUUUCGCUACAGAACAUUAAAUGUCUGCUGAUGUAAAA